This is a messenger RNA of Phanerochaete carnosa HHB-10118-sp, 1677 nucleotides long. RefSeq lists its product as uncharacterized. Lineage: Eukaryota; Fungi; Basidiomycota; Agaricomycetes; Polyporales; Phanerochaetaceae. The record is from RefSeq and is a predicted model, not a curated record. The coding region runs from base 36 to 1634 and encodes 532 amino acids. The transcript is spliced from 6 exons.
GAGCACGUCUCGAGUCUGUCAUUUACCCCUCCCCAAUGCGUUUACUUCUCGCUCGGGUUCCGCCGAGAUGCGCGAGGUGCCCAUCGCUCGCUCGCCCACCGUCAUUCCAGCACUCCAUCCUUAGGUUGCAGUCCUCUAAAGCUACCGCAUCGGAUGAACAGAAAUCUCAGGCGACUGCUCAGCGCCCUGCAACCCGUGCUUUGUUUGCCAUCGAGCAUAUUCACGGCCGAGCACGGCAUCUGUCAUGGUCGGGGAGCGGAGGAAUAGAGAAAGAGUGGAGGGAGCUCGGAGGCAGGAACGACGAUACGAAGGCCGUCACAGCAUCUAGCAGGUUUUCGCCACUGGGCCGUCUCACUGCAUGGCUGAGACAGAUGUUCUUGCCGACGAACUACCCACAGUCGGUCCACCCGUCAUAUUUGAAGUUCCAUUUGUUGCAGUUCAUGGAAUGUAUUGUAGGCACCGUUGUCGGCGUGCUCUGCAACCAGGCUCUGCUUGUGUCUGUUGGGGUCAGCGCAGAGGGCAGCAUACUCGGCGCUGUAGCCGUUCAGUGGGUCAUAAAGGACGGCGCGGGGGAGGUAGCGAAGCUAUGGGUCAUUCGGAGGUUCUCUCCAUACUUCGACAGCCAUCCCAAAACGUUCACGUUCACUGGAGCGACUAUGGGUCUGCUAGGCUCUGGUCUACAAAUCGCAGCUCUAGUUGUACCACCUACGACACUCAAUUUCCUUCUUUGUGCAGCUGGUGGUAAUAUCUUCAAAUGCGUCGGAGGAGCAGUAUGGCUGACGACCCAUAUCAAGUUCGUUCGCUUCUUCGCGCGACAAGGCAACAUGGGAGAUGUUGCCGCCAAGUCAGAGUCUCAAGGGUCUGUUGGCAUCCUUUCUGGGUAUGCCGCAGGCGUCGGACUGUUGACUGUCUCGCACUCCGCGCCUUACCUCUACACUAUUUUUGCCCUCGCCAUCCCGAUACACCUCUUGAUAACUCAGUGGAUGCUCCGCGCCGCGACCUUCGAGCUGCUAACGCUCCCACGUCUCAGUUUUCUUGCGAGAGAGUUCGCUUCUCGUGCGAGUCGGCCAGAAGCUGAACGUGAGUUGCCCACCUUGGGCGAGCUGGAGCGGCAAAGAGCUAUUGGUGUGUUCGGCGAGUACUUCAAGACGAAGGAGGACCAGUACGUGCAGAUCGCCCCAGAUCUCGAUGCGGUCGUCAGCCCAACAGACCUUGGUGCGCGUACACGAUGGGACGCAUGUGUGGAAGCAUUCAAUGAUCAACCGUACCUCCUUUAUCCUUACCUGAUGCAACAAUCGGAGUGCAAGAUUGCUGUGCUCCUCCAUCCCUCAGCAACAGUCGACGAUCGAAUACAAUCCGUCUUGCAUGCCGCAUUUUUACAACGUCAUCUUCACAACGUCAUGCAGAUCGACCCCGCGGAAUCGACGCCCCAGGAACUCCUCGACAACGACAAAGUUCUGAAGGCCGCCCUCGAUGAUGCAAAGCGCUUGGUGGCGCUGUACUUGCGCGAGUUCAAGACGCAACUAGUCGAGAAGGAAUGGCGCACGGACGAGAUUGCCGUCCCUGAGCUAGGACGCCGUGUCCUGUGGGGAACUGCCGCAAUACAAAAACCAAAGCGAGUAGAAAAAUCAUAGAACCCAGGUUGUGAAUCUAGACGACAUGGACAUUAAUAUUCCC